Labeo rohita (rohu) is the source of this 4836-nucleotide messenger RNA. RefSeq names its product nucleolar protein 4-like b (gene nol4lb). The coding region runs from base 757 to 3015 and encodes 752 amino acids. The transcript has 12 exons. NCBI's taxonomy places the organism in Eukaryota, Metazoa, Chordata, Actinopteri, Cypriniformes, Cyprinidae. The record is from RefSeq and is a predicted model, not a curated record.
UUCUGUUUAGCCUGGAUGCACUUACUAAAAAUAAGUCAUUUAAAAUAAAAUACACAAACAGCAUGUAAACAGUAACCUCCUGGUCGAAACUGGUUUCUGUGGGACACUCAUCUGCUUUGUGUUGAUUUGGGCUAUCUGAACGCGUGCACUUCCUGGAUCUGGACUGUCCCACCGCGCAUGGGACGCCGCUCAAACCCAUCCAUCCUACGGCCUCUCGGGUCAGUUAGUAUGCCCCAUAUCUCACGUUACACGCACAGUCCCGUUUUCAGCGUGGACAGGCGCGCUGAGCGUCGAGGCUCGAGCUCAUUCUAACAGGUGGCGAGCGAUUUCAGGUGGAGCAGCAGUUCAUUCACUGAGCCGACCGACGAACGGACGCUGAGAGGAUCACUCGCUCCUCAAUAUAAGCAAUUCGUGGCGUAUUAACACAGUCUAGUCGUCGUAUUUAGGCGAAGGACAGAUUGGUUUAAUUAGCCUUCGGCUUACAGGUGGGCGAAAGCCGUUUGUAGGACGGCCCCUCUUUCAGUUCCUCAACAGGAGACGCGGGACUGUCAUUUGUUUGCCAUCCUGUGGGACAGAAGAAACGGCUCCGUUAACAGGUGCGAGGACAGACAAAUACACCGGCGUCAAGUCGUGUGUUUGUGCGGCACGGGAUUUGAACAAUAUUCUAAUUUGUGUUCGCGCUAAAUUAGGAGCUUUAUCUACAUAUCUAGCAUAUCUCCGAAGCCUCUUUCGUUCCGGAGGAGGACCGACAAAGCCAUGUCAGCCAAAAAACGGGCGGAUUUCACGAGAAGGAGCCGAAGCCCAGCGGUGUCCGAGGCGGAGAUGUUUGGUGAUUUUCAGGAGUGGUGCCUGCGCACUUACGGGGACUCCGGCAAAACAAAGACCGUCACCCGGCGAAAAUACAACAAAAUUCUGCAGACCCUCUUACAGAGCGACGACUCGGAGGGCGUCUAUAUCGAGAGCAACCACAUCAACGCCAAAUUUAAGUUCUGGGUGAAAUCCAAAGGUUUCCAGGUGGGCAGCACUGACGGCAAGCCGAACGAGAACGGGGCAGCGGACAGACCGGUCCUGUACGUUCCCAUCAAGACAACGCUGCAUCAUCCUGACAACACAAGAGCUAACAGAAUACAAGCAGUCACUCAUCUUCAUUUCCACCGUCAGCAUCUCAUUGCAUCUGCACACUGUAGUGACUGCAGGACAGCCUGUGAGUGUGUGGAUGGGGGCUCGGGGCUGGAGAGCUCCUCACUGAAGAGGGUAGCUGUGGUGGAGGACUUUUAUGACAUCAUCUAUGCCAUGCACGUGGAGAUCAGCUCUGACCCGGCCAAAGCACCCAAACAUGCCGGACAGAAGAAAACGUAUAAAGCGAUAGCGGAGACGUAUGCAUUCCUGCCCAGAGAGGCGGUGACCCGUUUCUUGAUGAGCUGUGGAGAAUGUCAGAAGAGGAUGCACAUCAGCCCCAGCGGAGCAGAGUUCAAAGAGAAUAACCAACCAACUUCUCUGGCUCCCGAGCUCAUAGACUACAACAUGCCCCUCACGACAACCUACUUGAAACAGAAGAAACUACAGUGCAUGAACAACAACGAGCAGGAUGACUGUUCAGUGAGUAGUGAGGAGUUUGAUAUGAGUGACCCCACAUGGAUAUCAGCUGAACGUCACGCCGCACUGUCUGACCUGAACCACCCCUCCAGCGCAGAUAGGAUGCACAGCCCUCAAAACACACACAAGGAAGAGGACGAUGAUUCAUCUUCUGAAAGUGGGAGUGGCAAUGGGAUUCGCACACUGACUCCUCCCUCAGUUGGUGCGGCCGGUGUGAGUGAAAGUACGGGGACGGGACCCGGAUCAGGCUCGUAUGCUGAGGUUAACGGCAACGGCAACGGAAACGGUACCGCGGCACCACUCGACUUCAGCACGACUUCCUCGUCUUCAUCCUCAGAGGACCAGCAACCAGUCAACCUCACCGACAGACUGAGUCAGGCCCUGCCUAGUGCUGCCGCCAUGCUGGCGACCUUUAACCCUGAGCACGCAGAGGAGCUGCGCAGAAAAUACCCUAAAUCCUCAGAGCUACGCCUUGACCGAGACAUCAGGGACUAUAAUAACAAGUCUCCUCAAUACAGUUCAGGCAGCUAUGAUUCAAUAAAGAUUGAGAUGUGCCCUGAAGAUCUGACUGUUGGUCGGUCUCAGACGGCUGACGAUGAUGACGAUGACCACGAUGACCACGACGAUAGCGAUAAGAUCAAUGAUGUAGAAGGAGUGGAUCCAGAGAGGUUGAAGGCUUUUAAUAUGUUUGUACGUCUUUUUGUGGAUGAGAACCUGGACCGUAUGGUGCCAAUCUCUAAACAGCCUAAAGAGAAGAUCCAGGCCAUUAUUGAAUCCUGCAGCCGUCAGUUCCCAGAGUUUCAGGAACGUGCUCGCAAACGCAUCCGUACCUACCUCAAAUCCUGUCGUCGCAUGAAGAAGAACGGCAUGGAGCAGACUAGACCCACACCACCCCACCUGACCUCAGCCAUGGCUGAGAACAUUCUAGCAGCCGCCUGUGAGAGUGAAUCACGCAAAGCUGCCAAAAGAAUGCGCAUGGAUGUCUACCAGGCACACGAUGAGCCGUUAUCUCUGGAUAAGGCAGUCUCUCGUGAGCCAGUCUCACUGACCCACUCUGCGUACUCCCUUGCUGCCUCAGCCUACUCCCAGGACCAGCUAUACAUCAAUGGAGGCCUCAACUAUAGCUACCGUGGUUAUGGCGGACUGUGUGCAACCAUGCAACACCCCGUGUCACUGACAACAGCUACCGCCCAGACCAACGGUCCUACUGAUCUCAGUAUGAAGUCUCUGGCCUCAAAUUCAUCCUCGUCAAGCUCCAGUAGUCUCGGCAGGAACGGAGGAGGAGGCGGAGCCUCGGCUCAGCUUAGCCAUACAGAAGUGGCGGCAGUGCGUCAGCUGAUCGCGGGAUACCGCGAAUCUGCGGCCUUCCUGCUACGGUCGGCAGAUGAGCUGGAGAACCUAAUACUACAACAGAACUGAACCGAUUUCAACACUCUCUCUGACUACACACUGACUGUGUCCCUCACAUGAUCAUCAUCAUCAUUCUCAUCGGUUUUCCAGUCACCACGGAAAACCAUCUAGCUCUUAAAGAUGUUAGAAGAGAGAGAAAACAGCUUCAUCAAGCUUUUGCUUUCAUAUCACUUCGAGAACGGCCGCAAGAUGAAGAGGACGAAUGUGGAGAUGAGUCUCUGAAGGACACUGCAGCACUGAAGCGGACGGUUUCGAUGCGUCCUCCUGCAUUUCAUGCCUUCUCCACGGCCUCCCUCUGCUUAAGCGCCAUUCGUUUCCCCGCUGAGAGCCAUCGAUUUCUGAUUUUCUUUGUUUUUAGCGACUUCAAAGGAGGAAUUACGGCACGCCGAUCCUCCAGACGGCACUAACUAAAUGAAGACACUUUUGAUUUAGAGGCGUAAUGGAAAGAGAGAAGAUAAAAAGAGCAAGAAGAAAACUAAGAGACCUUUGUAUUUGCUGUAAAUAAGCACUCGCUGUGUCCUGAAGCACUUUUCCAUUCGUUCUGACCUCUGAAUCAUUAAUUUAUGCAUAUAGAUACGCAGGUGGUGGAAGCUCACCUGGAAAUACCUCAGCCUGUCUGUCCCGCUCUCUCUCUCUCUCUCCCAGCGUUCCCCUCUCAGUGUGUAGGAGAAGAAAAUUAUCACCUGUCCGUCCUCGACUUCACAGUCCACUGAUUUGGGCAUCGAAGGCAGAGAGUGGGAGGGAAUUUGUUUCUGUAAUUGAAGUGCGGAUUUUCUUUUCCACCUCCUCCAAAUGUGUUGUAUAUAUUCCGAUCCGUUUCAAGGUAUUGAUCGCAAAAACACGCCGGACUUGUUUUGGGAAUGGACCUUUCGCUUCGGCCUCACAGAUGCCAACUCUUAAUGUUUCCUCUGUACGGGUCACCCUCCGUUCUCCACUUCUCUAUGUGUCCUUCCACGUGUACGUCCUCUCUCCUCCUCCACCAUAUUAUUCUGCUUUGGACGGAGAUGGAGAGGAAGGAUCUGGAAUGGAAGCUUGUUAGUCUUUUAUCUGUUGACUUUUCUUAAUGGCCAUUAAUCCACUCUGCUGCUAUGGACUCCAACGUAACGCCACAGACCUGAAACCUCAAGCCUCCCAAACACAACCAGAGCACCUCAAGGCGAAAAAAACAAACAAAAACAAGCAAACACACAAGGCAAAAAAAAGACCAAAACGGAAGCCAAAUCCAAAAGAAACUGCCGUUUUGCAUUCUGGUCGAGAGUGUUUGAUUUAAUACUGAGGGCUGCUUGUGUUUGCUUUUGUUUGAUUUGUUCUAAAAGCGCGGUGUGUGCUUAAAUCUCGAGAUCAACUGGGAUCAAAUCGUCUUUGGCACAAGAGCUUGGCGCGCACAUACACGAACACGCGUACGACGCGAACAGACGCAAUUAAAGGGUCUUUAGUGAACUGAAUAUUUACCAGGAGAGGUUUAAAAAUGUGUAGUUAGCGAGGUAGAUUUGUUUAGGGACUAACUGACAGUAAUGUCACUGUAAUUUGCUCCAUUUGCACACAGAGGCAGUGCUAAUCUGUGAUUGAGGAGCUCGGCGGCUCUGUUUUGCACUGCUAGUGGGGGAUGGAGAAAGAAUAUCGCAAUGCAGAAGAUAAUCAAACGCAUUUCUGGCCCUAAAGGAGACAGACUAAUACAGAGAGAGGGCGACCGUGAUCCCCCGCUGAGGAGCCUUCAGAAUCAUUACAUACAUAAUCACAUGACCGGGACCUACUUAUGAUUGAAAGCCAUGAUGAUGAGCGAGUGUGACCACAGACUACACUGCCCUCGUAAAACAUAUUUGUGUGCAA